AUGGAUGAAAUAGCAACAACUCCAAUGCUAGCUUUUCAAGCUUCCACCGUAAAGACAGAACAAAGCUUCAUCGAUUACAGCAGAUUCUCCAAAUGGACAAGAGUUCUCAGAACAACUGCAUACGUGAUGCGUGCCGCCACGAUUUUUAAAGAUAAAGGACUACAGUCCCGCAACGAAAGCCCGACCACCGAACUGACAAGCAACAACAUGAUUGCCGCAAAGAACUUUAUCUUCAAGAAGACGCAACGAGACAGCUUCAAACCAGAGGUCAACGCAUUGACACAAAAUAAACGAAUCAACACAACUAGCAGACUUCGACACCUAUCACCAUUUCUAGACGAAGACGGACUCUUGCGAGCACGUGGACGCCUCGAGAAAUCUCAAUUGGACUAUUGCAUAAAACACCCGAUUAUCCUUGAUGGAAACCAUCCAGCAGUUCACCUCUUUAUAGGACAAACCCACAAAGACAACCAGCAUUCGCCAUGCCAGCACUUGAAAAAUAUUCUUCAAAACAAGUAUUGGAUUCUCUGUGUUCGCGCAUACAUUGACAAGAUCAUAAAAAACUGUUACGACUGCCGACGACAACAGGCAACUGGACUACAGCCGGAACUUGCGCCCCUACCCGCCUUCAGAUUUCCAGAAGAUAAACCCUUCCCGUUUCAACGGACAGGAUUAGAUCUCUUUGGACCGUUUGCUUCGAAAACCGCAGUAACUACAACAAAUGCUACGGCGUUAUAA
This is a messenger RNA of Symsagittifera roscoffensis, 738 nucleotides long. RefSeq lists its product as uncharacterized. The record is from RefSeq and is a predicted model, not a curated record. The transcript has a single exon. NCBI's taxonomy places the organism in Eukaryota, Metazoa, Xenacoelomorpha, Acoela, Convolutidae. Bases 1 to 738 code for a protein of 245 amino acids.